CAGGUAUGGGUCUUCGUAUAUAUGGACACUUCAACCUUGUGAUUAACGCAAGUUGAAUUGAUACGUAGACAGUAUUCUGCAGGAAGUAAUUUAGAUAUUUCUAAAUAUAGAUGCGAGUUUAGUGUACAUCUUAUCUACGCUUAAAAAUCAAAAUACUAUGGUUGCUUGUAGUUUGCGACCUAAAUACUUCCGUGUUUGAGUUUUAUCAAUUAUUUACAAUGAUGGCGGGGGGAAAGCGCGGGUCUCUCCGUCAUGUUCUUGAGAAUACGAACUUGCCAAGAGUUUUCAGAGUAACAAGUGGAAAUCUACACGUUCCGAACUGGAAGACAUUUAAGGGGGGUGAUUGUUUCGUUGCGUUUUCAUGCGAGAGGCAGGUGAUUGUGAUGGACUGUAUGAAAUCGCACGUAUCCUUGCAUAUGAAGCAGAAUUUGGGAUUCAUACCUUGGGAUACUCCAGAACUUUUCUAUGAUAUCCAUUGCCUGGGAAAAACCUACGAUGCAUCAGAAACGCUGGUAAAAGAGUUUCCUCGGUAUGUUGUUCCGACUUCAGAUUUGUUCGCAAUCACUGAAAAUGAUGGCGAAUGUGAAAGUAUCAGAGUUAAGAAGAGAACUUUGUUGGAAGUGGAGGAAAUUCGGGAAUACAAAGAAGACUUAUCUAAGUCUGGGGAUAGCUACAUGAAUGCACAGGAUCUUCACGGUGAAAUGUUGUGUUGCAGCAUCAAAGACGGCCCAAAUUCCGGACUUAGUGUCAUAUUACCCCAUACGUUAAGGUGUGCAAUGGAAAUCAUUCAGGACACUGAGAAAUAUUCUUUGCCUGAUAUUGCCGAGCGCUUUAACCUGCCAAGAAAACUGAAAUUUUGCAACCACAAUAUUGAUCAACACAUCGAAGCCACAAAACUCCUUAAUCAUGAAAUUUUAGCGUCUUCCUUGUCUAACCAAAUGAUAUUUCUUGCAGAUGUAGGAAAAUGCAAUUUGGUGUGUGUCGAUGAGCACAUACAAGAAUGCUCAAAUGUUAUAUGUGAGCUUCUAGAAAACUUGGAUUCAUCAUCUGUUCAGGUGGAAGUUUUGGAAAAGGUCAUGGAGGAAGUGGAAGUGUUCUCUCCGUUCUAUGCUAUCCCUGUAGUUUCAGCAUUUGAUGACAUCCAAACUUACAUCAUCAAGGGAACCGAGAAGAAACCCAACGAGCUAAGUGCUCAAGUUUUUGGAGGAGAAAAAACACCGAAUAAUCGAACAGCUCUGGCUGGUAUCGAUGAUCAGUACAUUGAACUCUGGAAGCCGAACUCUCAAAAUCAGUACUCCAGUGGUCCCCAUCAGUCUCUCCAGAUUAAUGAUACCAAUGUUUCCCCAACGCAUUCGCCUAGAUCAUCCAGUCCUUCAACACUUCCCACGCACCCACCUAGUGUGUCUAGUCCUUCAAUAGUUCCUAAACACCCGCCUAGAGCGUCUAGUCCUUCAAUAGUAUCUAGCUCUACGAUACAAGGAACACAAUCGCCUCGAGCAUCAAGUCCCACGUCACAUUCGCCCAGAGCAACAAGUCCCACGCCACAUUUGACAAACCCACCCCGAGUUUCUAGUCCUAAACUUCCUCCCCGAUCAAAAGAAAAGUCGAAUACAAUGCCCGUGGCUGCCAUUAAGGUCAGCGACCCGGUUCCGUGUAGGUCCAGAUCCCUUCCCACCGAUUCCUUGGACUUAGACGAUCCUACUAUUUCAGACAAAAGUUCUAUAGAAAAUUUAGGAAUUGAGGAGUUGUGCUUGCUCUUUAGAGAAUACAAACUCGAUAAAUUAGCGGAAGUGUGCAAAGAAGAGAAAUUGGAUGGGAAAUUCAUUGCAUGUUUGAGUGACGAUGAUCUGAGGGAUGAGCCGUUUUAUCUUGGAAAUUUUCAAUUAAAGAAGUUUAACAAGCUGAAGUCAGGUUGGCGAGCAACUUAGACAGAGAACCGAAAUAACUUUAGUAGGAUUUUUCCAAUUUGAGUUGUUGUUUUUUUUUAGUAAUUCAUUUCAUAUAUGUUGAUGUCAAAUCUCUGGUGAAUCCUCUAUUUUAUCCUGAUUAAGAACAUGCGGGACGAUGUGGCCAAAAAGAACUCGUCAAUGAAUAUUUUUUCUCUUUUUCACGAAGCACCAUCAGGAUGUCCUUUACAAUGUGUAUAAAUUUUAUGGCCACUUUCUAGGUAUACAAGGGAGAUGAUAAGCUUUAAAUUACCCCCCCCCCCUUUCGAAAAUUGUGAAUUUUACAAGAUCAUUCCGAUUUUCAUUUCAAAAAAAUAAUUUGAUGGAAUUUUUAUAUAUAUCUUUUACAAUAAUCUUUAAAAUAUAUGCAAAAUAUAAAAUAAAUAAUAAUAACAUGCUUAAACAUAACCGUAUAAUAAUAAAUUGGGAAAAUUUAAAGAUUUAGGGUGAAAAUUAGAACUCAAAAAACAGGGUAGUCCAAAUACUAAAUGAAACACUGCUUAAAAACUUGUCAAUGAAUUUUUUUUGCAAAAACUGCAAUUAAAAGCUAUUCAUAUACCUAACUUCCUGUAGAAAUAUGAAGGGAUGAAGCUAAUCUUGAUUUUGAGGUAGGCGUCCUUGAAGUUAUUCAUUGAUAGGUUCACUUGGGGUUAGGGUUGGCGGAAUAUUUUUUAAAUUAUAAUUUUCAAGUUUAUAUUCUUUUCAUCUACAAAAGUAGAAAGUUAAAAGUAAUGGGGGAAGGAACAUUCUCAAUUUAUUUGCACUCCAUUUUUUUUAAGAUGAUCACUGUCAAAGACGGGAGGGGGAGGGCAGCCUAAUUCUUUGUGCCUGUUUUGGAAUACUGUACAUUGUUAGAAACUAUAUUUGUUUUGUACCUAUUGAAAUAUUUAGAAUUUUCAUUAUUAUGGAACAAAAAUUGAGCUAAUGUAAAAAAAAAAAUUAAUCUCUUUUAAAUAUACAUGUAUAUAUCGUACACGACUGGACAAAACGUCUAGCUCUACAAUUCGUCUUCCUUCAAACCACGGGUUAGUUAACGUCAAUAUGAGCUACUUACUUCCUUUACAAGAUCAACAGUACUUCCGCGGCCAGAGUAGCUACUGUCGCUUGACUCGAUCGUCUCCAUCCUAUUUUUCAAGGAAUUUAUGUGUCGUACACGUUGUGACUUUGCACUUUUUUUCUUUUCCACACUUCUGCUUCUGACGUGUAUCAUAUUUAUUACAGUAGUUACCAUUUUCGCAGCAGUGUUUCGUAAAGUUAGUAAAAAUAAUUUGUAAUCUAAAAUAGUUUGAGAGAUAAAGCGUAUUACUUAGAUUUACAUGAAAAUGCUUGGGAAAAUUAAACAUUCCUAGCAUGGAUGUUGAUAUCUAACAAAAAGUAUUGAUCUUCGGCAUAUGGGGGGUAGGGGUGGGGUAUUUUUCGCAAACAAUGAUCGAUUAUAAAAGCACCAAAAUAGUUCGUACGUUUCCCAAGCAAGAUUCGGUGAAAUGGGUGUCCAGUUCUAGUUUCACACUAUUAUAGUAAAAACCAACAAACGAUCAUCAUCUUACCCUUGCACCGAGUCAUUGUUUACGUCCGAUUGACUUUCUUUUUGUAAAUGCCUAGAUUCAAAUUGCAUGUACAUGUAGGAGCGAUUUCGGUGACUAAUAGGCUUUUCUAUCAAAAUAAAUUCGCAAUCAUCACGUGAUCAUCGUCCCGCAUAUCCUUGAGGCAGUGUGACGCGAAUCAAUUGUUACGUCUUUACCCUGAUUAAGAGUGUGACGCGAAUCAAUUGUUACGUCUUUAUCCAAUCGGAUCACGCGCUCGUCUUUUUCCGUGACACGGAUCAAUUGUUACGUUUUUAUCCUGAUUAAAGUAGUGUGACGCGGAUCAAUUGUUACGUAUCUAUCCUGAUUAAGGUAGCGUGACGCGAAUCAAUUGUUACGUCUUUUUCCUGAUUAAGGUAGCAUGACGCGGAUUAAUUGUUACGUCUUUUUUCUGAUUAAGGCAGUGCAAACUUCCACCAGAGUUCGUUUGCUCACGUAGGUGACGUAAUGAGGCCUCGACGGGGAGUUUGAAGGCAGUGUUUAAGGUAGCGUGACGCGGAUCAAUUGUUGCGUCGCACUGAAGACCGAUUUCCGUAAUAUUUAGAGUUUGUCAUUUGUGCGCGGGGAAAACGUAUGAAACCAGUUUAAAAGAAAAUGCAGUUAUAUUGACUAGUAUUUUUAGGGGAUGGGGUGGAGAUGACUCGGUGCGGAUUACUACGUGCGCGUGCUUCAAUCGACUAUUUUAUCUACUCCAACAUAAGAAGGCAGUCGCUCCUUUGUCUAUUUCUAGCUUUUUAUAAUGUAACUACCCGGAUUAUGUAACUAUCCGGAUUAUGUAACUAUCCGGAUUAUGAGUUAUUUUCGAUGAUACCGGUAACAUACAACAUUUCUUUUUGAACAAGUCCAUAUAAUGAUCAGGGGGAGGGGGUGCAUUUUUGGGGUCCAACAAAUUUUUUAUGAUUCAAAUGUAUACUUCCAUGAUUCUUAAAGGGUAAUAUUGAAUUUAUAUCGGUGAAUAUUGGCAUGUGUUGGGUUUUAGAUCUGCGAACGUAUGAGGAAUUUCUAAACCUGAUGACUGUCAAUAUUCAUUAAUAUAUGUUCAUACCUCCUUUAUGAUGUAGUAACAAAAGUAUAUUUCAGUACUUGCAUGUCUAAUAUUUAUUGAUUUCUUCGUGAAGUUUAUAAACUGAAGCAUUUUUGUACCCAUGUAAAUGCGUGCACUAGCCCCGUUGCGCAUGUUUUCAAAGAUUACCAAUUGUAUCGAUCAAUGCUAGUGAAACGAUGCAAAUCAUAAAUAUAUUUUUCUGUCUACCAAACGAUAUAUGGUCCAAAAAUGUUUGUUUUCCGCUGUUUAAUGGCUUUAAUUAAUUUGUACCUGGAUGUUUCCAGCUGUUUAAUGGCUUUAAUUGAUUUGUACCUGGAACGUAUCAGCGCGAUAUCUAUCAUUUCCUUAAAAAAAAAAAACCCCAAAAAACAUGGCGUUCAAUAACGCCCGGCUAUUGUGUUCUACAAUUCUCUAAUAUUUAGAAAUAGUGAAGAUCACGAACAGGCAACGGAAAACAUUAUCGCUAACAAAUGUUUAGUUAAAGGACAUAUCUCAUGUUUUCAAAGUAUACAAUAUUACAUGCAUUUUGUCUUCUUUAUGCUUAUAGUAAUUAAUUCUAAUAGUUCGUUCGCCGAAAUUUUGCGAUAUUUAACCACAAUACAGACUUAAAUCUAAGCCCCGAUUUCAAAAAGUCGAGUUAAUUAGGUAGGUAGUCACGUGGUACAGUGACGUCACAUGCGCCCUUCGGAUGUGAAAGUACUGCGAGAUAUUAUUAAAAACUCAACUUUUAGGGGCCUAAUUAAUUUACCAUGGGCAACAUUUAAAUCGAUGUUGAUAAAUUGUCCGAGUUUGAUAUGUGUUCGCCACCAGUGCACACAUAUAAAGAUGUAAAUACCCAAAUAUAGCGAGUAAAGCGUGUAUGAAAUCGGCAAAAUUGUGAGUAAAUAAUGUUUAUAUGGGCCGCUGUCUACAAACUGUUUGGGGAUGUUAUUCCUUUAUACAUCUGUAAUUGGUGCUGUUUUUCUAAAAUAAACAGUGCAAUCAUUAUUUAUUUCUGUAUUAGACAAAUUAUGAUACGUUAAAUUGUUGACAACUAGGCCCUAUGCCAAGCUUUUGUCACGCGUGCAUUUCGGAAAGAAAGAAAAAGACAACACACACACAAAUCAAUAAAAAUAUUCAAAUUUAAAGUGGUAAUCACAUUAUUUAUUUUGAUAAAGCAAUCUUAUUACUAUUUUUAAAUUGUGAUCUACACGUCUUUAGGAAGUACGAAGUGGGAGCACGGCGUUAUAGCCUACUGACGCACUCAAGAUGCUACGAGUUCAAUAAAGAAAUAAUUUUAUAAUUCAAUUUAAAGUUAGGAAAUACAAUAUUCUAUUAUUUGUAUAAUUAAAAGUUCAAUUAUUUUGUAUCUUUAUUUUGUUGUUGUUGUAAAUCUACCAGUUGGUAGAAGUUACAUUGUAUCGUCGAUAUAUGUUGUUACAAGGUGAAGGUCAGUUGAUCCGAGUGUGUAUUGAAUUUGAAGAGCAAAACAGAAUGUAUGCUAUAGGCCGACCAGUGCUUAUAGCUUCGAUAUAUCCAUUUUCUCGCAGUUUAUCAGGGUCUCUGUCCAAGCGAUGUUUGAAAAGGUGACUGGGUGUGUUUUUUAAGGUAAAGUUCUUGCUCCAACAAAAAAAUUAUCCACGUCUUUUUUCUCGUACCUUCCUUCGAAAAAUUGAAAAAUACUCAGUCUAAAUCCUUUCUACCGACAACUAGUACACCCGAGCACGGCACAAAACAUCUUAAUACAUUAUUAUUUACAAGCCGUUAACGUGACAAUUGGUUUUUUGUUGAUUAAAUCUAAUCUGUUUAUGAAAUGGCUAAUAGAUGUUUUCAAAGCCGAGGGCGCAUAUGACGUCACACAAAAUGGCGCGUAAACUAGCGAAAGAAAAUAUGCAUAUCGCAAGAUUUGAAUUUCAUCGCUUUCAAACUCGAAAACUACGCAAAAUAUUUCAUUUAAAACACAUUUAAAGUAGUUUUAGGCAUAAAAAGAGUUAAUUUUGCUGAAAAAAUGAAAAAGUUUAGAAACAUGCGUUGUGUCCUUUAAAUAAGGGUACUCAGUGCUGUUGGAUGAAAUUCCACGGACAUUAGACAUUCAAUUGAUAGCAUACCGCCGUUCUUUGGACCUGUCAUUAUACAUAUAUAUUAUAGGUCGAAUGCUGUCUGACGUUUUUGAUCCCAAUUGUUACACACUGAAUCUGAUUCCGGGUUACUCCGUUUUCUUGAUCAAGAUGGAUGACUCACGGCGGGUGUGACCGGUCGACAGCGGAUGCUUAGUCCUCCUAGGCACCUGAUCUCACCUCUAGCGUUGUUUAUCCUACUCUGGAAUUUGUAUUCUUUUUAAGUAAUUAUGUGCUUGAUCACUUUUCCUUAUCUUCACUUUUUAAUCAAAAAGGUCAAAGGUUCAGUAUUUUCAUUUGCUAAUGUAAUGUAACUCCAAAUUCAGAUAUUUAUUUUUCAUGGGGAGGUUGAAAGUAUAAUCUCAGUAAGAGACGAAUCCUCGAAGGGAUGUAAAACCAACAAGUUCUAUCAAUCACUAUUUUUUUUUUUUUCAUUUGAACAGAGAAAAAUAUUAUUUGGGGCGCAUUACUUUUUCCAUAACGGCGAAAAUAUUGGGAUUAUCUGUGAAAACCAGAGAGAUAUUGUCAUUUAUGAAAUACCGCUUUUUGUUAUCUAUUUAUUAUUAUUUUUUUAAUUAGCACUGUACAUGAAAUACGUAAUAAAUGUUUUAACAAUACA
Messenger RNA from Ostrea edulis (European flat oyster), 7289 nucleotides. RefSeq lists its product as uncharacterized. The coding region runs from base 219 to 1928 and encodes 569 amino acids. The record is from RefSeq and is a predicted model, not a curated record. The transcript is spliced from 2 exons. NCBI's taxonomy places the organism in Eukaryota, Metazoa, Mollusca, Bivalvia, Ostreida, Ostreidae.